Messenger RNA from Coccomyxa subellipsoidea C-169, 1819 nucleotides. RefSeq names its product ORMDL-domain-containing protein. The transcript is spliced from 5 exons. The coding region runs from base 489 to 1001 and encodes 170 amino acids. Gene Ontology annotation, biological process: intracellular sphingolipid homeostasis; negative regulation of ceramide biosynthetic process; ceramide metabolic process. Lineage: Eukaryota; Viridiplantae; Chlorophyta; Trebouxiophyceae; Coccomyxaceae. The record is from RefSeq and is a predicted model, not a curated record. Gene Ontology annotation, cellular component: endoplasmic reticulum membrane.
GACAGUUUCAUGACUGAUCAGCCGUCUCGCUGACUCCGCUGAGCGCUCAGAAGAAUUUCCAGAGAUCUUGAUCUUGAUCACGGCAUCAAUGCAAAUUCUCACAGUCACUGACCCGUGAAGGUUCACCUGCAUCUAUCAAGGCUACAUUGCAAAAGCUGGUAUGUUAACAGCAACAUUCAUACAGAUCUUUUGAAAUGGCAUGUAGCCAAGGUUAGUAAUCACAUAGAAGCUGAGUAGAUGCAGCUUCCCCCAUUGGAAAAUUAAGAAGAUCGUGCGGGAGAUGUGCGCACGAGGCCCAGAACUCCAAGUGAAGUCACAGAGUCUUCAGGAAGAUUGACGAUCAAGUGUUUCUGGUGGGUAGGAGUACUAUUAAUCGCACACCGAAGUCCCUAGGAUAGAAAGUGACAGAAGUCUUGGCUUUCCCAACCCAGAGCUUCGGGGAACUUAAGAGGGAGUUAGGCCGCCUGCCCUCGAAGCAGGGUGCGAUUAUGGCGUCGUCACCAAUUGCACAGGAUGGCUUCUCACCAAAUCGCAGGACCCUGUCCCCCACUCGCAGAGCCUCCCAGCCAGUCACCACAAACAAGAACGUGGAGUGGCUGAGUGCGCCCGAGGCCUGGACCUUCAUCGUGGCGCUGAUAUGCCUGGGGUGGCUGAUCCUCUCGCUAUUCAUGGACUCGGGCCUGGCCUGGACCUACGUGCACCUGCUGCAUGGGGUCAUCACCUACUACCUCCUCCACUGGAACAAGGGCUCCCCAGUGCAGAUGGACCAGGGCAAGUAUGACAGCCUGACCUUCUGGGAGCAGCUGGACGACGGGGUGCAGAACACCAACACGCGCAAAUUUCUCACCCUGGUCCCGGUGGCGCUCUUUUUGCUCGCGACCCACGGCACAGACUACCGGCGGCAGCCGCUCGGCCUCAACCUCAUAGUGCUGCUUGUGCUGGUCAUCGCCAAAUUCCCAGCCAUGCACAAGGUCCGCAUCUUCGGCAUCAACAAGUACUGAGCGCUGCGCGCUGUGCACGCCGCACGCUGUGCAUGCUGCCGAGUGCGGGCCAAUCGUGGUGUCUGUGCUGGGAGCGAGCUUGCCAUGCAAACUGUGCACUUGAGUGCACCCCAGUAAAGAUAAGAGCCGCUGCAAAAGGCAUUGGUUUUGUGUGGAGUGCUGGGGUAAGGUUGGCUGCACUCACGAGGCUUGACAAGCAUGAUUUGAAUGGCCGGUCACCGCCAUCAUGGUGAGGGCAGCAGGCAAUAUUGCAGAUAAAGUAGUACAUGAUAAUGCACGAACACAGGCAAUGGUGAUAUAUUCAGUGUCGAGUGCACGAGCAAAAAUUAUUCCAGUACUGCUUUUUGCAAGCUGGAUCUGUGCGCAGAGGCAUGCAGCUGGCUCUGAUGAUGCGUCAAAAUCCGCAAUUUGGCAUAUGGGUAACGGCGGCUGUGCUAUAUUGAACAACUUAUAAUGCUGUUGCUUUUGCAGCACCUGUGCUUUGGGAACCUUGUUAGCUUCACAAACUGGGCAGACAUUGCUGCGAAGAGGUGAUGACUCCUUUUGACCCUUCUUCUGAUUGGAAUAUGGUCUAUCAGUCAGGUUGCUUCCAAAUCCGAGGGUUGCUUUCAAGAUCAUUUGUAGGCUGUAUCUGCGUUUAAUAACGCAGUGCGCCCACUGCUUUUCCCAACCUCGGUAUGAAAAGUGUGAGAAGUCUCAUGUAUGGAAGUGGCAUGGAACGCCUCUCUGAGUUGCAAUUUGCUACACUAGACUAGCCUGAUGGCCUCGCAUUUCUGGAAGAUCAUUGGGUUGUGAAGCCUUGUAAAGAGCAUCCAAUG